Messenger RNA from Lepisosteus oculatus (spotted gar), 2786 nucleotides. Lineage: Eukaryota; Metazoa; Chordata; Actinopteri; Semionotiformes; Lepisosteidae. The record is from RefSeq and is a predicted model, not a curated record.
ACUUUAUAACCAGUCUUGUGGUAGCCCGUAUUACACCACACCCUUAAAUAAAUUAAUGGCUGUGUGUGGUCUUGCCAAGACAGUGCUGCUGUGUAGCGCAGAGGAAAGAGGAAAGACCACUUCAGAUUGAACGGUGCACCAUAAGCGUGAGGGCACAAGUGGAAACCACGUGGAAGUGCGUUUAAAAGCAAAAACACUUCUGUGUCCAGAGAGAAGUGUAUGAACAAGCUACCCAGCCCUGUUGUUGAAGCUGAUACCCUGGCUUCUUGCAAGGAGCAGCUGGAUGGGAUCCUCGGAUCACUGAACCAUAGCUAGCAAACAGUCUGGAUGGGCCAAACAGCUUCCUCCUGUUUGUGGCCUGUCUCAGGGGCUUCUGUCUGUUGUCUAGGCUGUCAGGAGCUGUAGCCCUGUACUGGGAGGAAGGAGGAUGGAGAGAAUGCUGCAGGCCCUGCACCAUGAGCGCAGGGCUGGCCACCGCUUCACAAACUUCUGUGAGCUCUCCGGGAACAAGCUCUGGAAGAACGGCAUUCAUUUCUGGUUUGACCUUCAGGAGUACCACAGACUGUUCUACCAGGAGGGUCUCGAUCCCUACAGACUGCAGCGGCAAGCCCACUUCUUGUAUUCUACAUACAUAUGCUUUGGAGCGCCGGAGGAUACCGGUGUGAGUGGGGACAGCAGAAGGCAGAUAUGCGCGAGGCUGGACCCACCCUUUGAGGAGCUAUUUGAUCCUGCGGAGGAGCAUGUCCUCACGUUGCUUCUGGAGCCCUGGACACGGAUGACCACCUGCGACAUGGCUGCCUACCACAAGGUGGAAAUAGUAGAGGAGAUUCGUCAGCUGGACUCGGUCCAUUACAGAGAGCUGAAGGCCCUACAUGAAAACAUGCUGCGCAGAGCGAAUGAGAACGUGCCCGAUCGCAAUCCCUCAUCCCCACCACCGGAGGUCGCCAGAGAGCCAGAGCUGUGGGACUUGGUUCCGGAGGAUUUCCGCGGCUACAGCCUGGGCACCCUGCUGCGCCGCCGGCUGGAACUGGAGCACUUCCGCACCUUUCUGGAGGAGCACUUUGCCAGUAUGGACCUGCUGUGCUGGCUGGACAUUGAGCAGUUCAGAAGGAUGCCUCACAAGGACAAAGCCAAGAGAGAGGAAAAAUCCAAAGACAUCAAGAACAAAUACCUGAACAAGAAGUACUUCUUUGGGGCCAACAGCCCGGCAACCAGGGACCAGCAGGAGGAGGUGAUGCGGCUUGGCGGGGGCUGGGGGCGGAUCCUCCACGACCGGCUGUCCGCCCCGAUUCUCGUGGAGGUGCAGAGGCACGCGAGGAGGCGCCUGGAGAAGAAGUGGCUGCCUCUCUUCCUCGCCACGCCCCAGUUUGCAGAGAGGCAGAGGACAAAGGCCCUGAUGAAGGACGUUGCUGAGGACCAGAUCUUCCUGAGACACAGAAAGAAGAGGGAGGUGUGGAAGUAUAUCGACAGUAAAUGGGCGACGUCCUCGAAGGAAAUCCUGGCGUUCCGGAAGGCCCUGCUGAACCCCGUGACCUGUCGCCAGUUCCAGCGCUUUGUUUCCCUGAAAGGAGAUUACCUGGAGAACGGGGUGCUUUUCUGGCUGGAGGUGCAGAAGUACAAGGACCUGUGCCACUCGCACUGCGAUGAGGCGACCAUCCAGAGCAAGGUGACAACCAUCGUCGACUGCUUCAUCAACUCCUCCAUCCCCCCGGCCGUGCAGAUAGACAUCCCCCCCGAGCAGGCCCACGCCAUCCUGGAGCGCAGGAGGGAGCUGGGGCCCUACGUCUUCAGAGAGGCACAGAUGACGGUGUUCAGCGUGCUGUUCAAGCUGUGGCCUCAGUUCUGCGCCUUCAGGAGCAACCUGGAGGAGGAGACAGUUCUCCCGGCGCUGGAGAGGAAGAGGGAGAGGCAGCGAGAGAGGCUGCAGCGCCGGAUGAAAGAAGAGGAGAGACGAGCCAAAGAGCAGGAGGAAGCCAAGAGGAAAUCAAGUUUUGCGGAAGAUUUCUUUGGAGACGAGGAGAGUGUCUACAGUGGCAGCCAAGAAGGAAGGGACUCCAGGAGAGAGAAUGGGGCUCCAGCCUAUCGCAUCCAACAAGUGUCCUGGUCUUACUCCAAGUACCUGGAGGCUCUGGAGCAGGAGGAGGCACUACUUCACCGCUACGCUGACGUGCAGAGCAGAGCCGCCUCCCCCUCACUCUCCUCAGACGCAGAUGCCUCCUCGAUCCGCAGCGCCAAGUCCGACACCACCAAACACACCCCCCGCUCCGUCCUGUCCCUCCGAGCUGCGAACCUUCCUCGCUGAUCGCCAGGAUAGGAGAAAGAAGACCAGGGACUGAAUCCACACCUCACAGGGACUGCAACUGGAAAGAGAACUAUCAUUUUUCACAAAGUGGUCUUCUGUCGUAUACUUUGAAAACUUCACUUUUAAAUGUUUUCAGCAACUGUAUCUGUGAGCUUUAUAUUUUGUAACUCAUAGGUGAGUGUAACACCCUUUAGCAUUUAAUAGAUGGAUUGUAUAAAGCCUUUCCAUUAUAUCAAACGCAUGUAUUAGCUCUUUUAAAAUUUCAAUUUAAGGAAAACUCAUAAAGCACUAGUAGGCUCUAAAAUGCCACACUGUAAUCAUCAUUAACACUUGUGACAAUUUUUCUUGGGUUUGAUAUGUAGUGGUAUUUUCUAGGUAUAACAAUUGUCUCUUUCCUCCAAAACCAUGGCUUUAAAAAUAUUGAAUAAUGAAUCUCGAAGCUUGGAGAAACUGAAUUCAGUGGUGUGUAAGAUGAGAUUGUGUG